UGGGUGACGUGAAAUUGAAGCGCCUGAGACGGUCUUGCAAAAUCAAAACGAAAACAGUGAGAGCUUUUAUUGUAUUUUAUACAAAACAGAGCGAAAUGCCCAAAGUAAAAAGGAGUCGGAAGCCGCCUCCAGACGGAUGGGAGCUCAUUGAGCCCACUUUGGAUGAGCUGGAUCAGAAAAUGAGAGAAGCUGAAACAGAGCCUCAUGAGGGAAAGCGAAAGGUGGAGUCCCUUUGGCCAAUUUUCAGACUUCACCAUCAGAGGAGUCGAUACAUCUACGACCUUUUUUAUAAAAGGAAAGCCAUCAGCAGAGAGCUGUAUGAGUACUGUAUAAAGGAAGGCUAUGCGGACAAGAACUUGAUUGCAAAGUGGAAGAAGCAGGGCUAUGAGAACCUGUGCUGCCUGCGUUGCAUCCAAACAAGAGACACCAACUUUGGAACCAACUGCAUCUGCAGAGUCCCCAAGAGCAAGCUGGAAGUUGGAAGGAUCAUUGAAUGCACCCACUGUGGAUGUAGAGGUUGUUCUGGCUAAGUACAGUUUUUGGACAUCCGGUCUAUUUUCUGUUGGACACCAGGGCUCACCCAGCCUGCAUCUGUGCACUGUCCCGAAGCAACAUUGUGUUUAUUUCAGUCACCGGUUGUAGGAACAAUUCAUUGACAUCUUUACCACCAUCCUCAGCUGCCCUGAUGAGGGAUCAGUAUUUGGAGAAUACACUGAGAGGGGCCAUAUUGUCUUACAUACAUUUGUUUCUCUGUAUGUUAUGGUUUUUUUUUUGGUUUUUUUUUUAAUAUACCAAACUAAAGCCCUCAUCUUUAAAGCUCAAUAUAGGAGUUUGAGGUUAGCUGUUUCUGGAUCAGGCCUGUCAUUCCAGCUAGUCACACCCACUGUGAAGGUCAUUUUCAAUUGUCAUGUGUUUCAUUUCAUUUAAAUAGAGCUGGGAGGGAAAUGAUUUCUGUUUGAAUUUUUUUCUUUAACAUUGUUGUUGUAGUAAAAUUUUAAAUAAAACCGUUCUGACUUA
This is a messenger RNA of Toxotes jaculatrix (banded archerfish), 1017 nucleotides long. RefSeq names its product BUD31 homolog (gene bud31). Gene Ontology annotation, biological process: mRNA splicing, via spliceosome. Gene Ontology annotation, cellular component: nucleus; spliceosomal complex. The coding region runs from base 96 to 530 and encodes 144 amino acids. The transcript has 4 exons. The record is from RefSeq and is a predicted model, not a curated record. NCBI's taxonomy places the organism in Eukaryota, Metazoa, Chordata, Actinopteri, Toxotidae.